Molecule: messenger RNA, 3033 nt
Organism: Acaulospora colombiana
Lineage: Eukaryota; Fungi; Glomeromycota; Glomeromycetes; Diversisporales; Acaulosporaceae
Source: the annotation of a GenBank genome assembly
CCUGUAUUCCAAAAGUGGUAUUCUACAGUCCGCAAAGGAAUGCAUUAUGAUUCAAGACUGGUGGCUUUCCCCUGGUAUGAAUUUUGGGUGGCAGACGAAUGGAGGAUCGACAAAGUGAUAAAGCGCAGAGCCCAGGAAGGGGUCAAGGUUUAUAUUUUGGUAUAUAAGGCAAGUCCUAUGACCUUGGUUGUAUUGAGAACAGCUUUCUCAAUCCUUGUACAGGAAGUGACCCAGGGCAUGAACAUGAGCUCACGUCACACUAAAGCAGUUCUUUAUAAAACGGUCGGAUCUCUUCUAAACGGGACCACUAGCUUCCAACAAGUCGACCACUUUACCAACAAUGCCGUGUCUCUUCUUCAGGCAAGUCUCCGUCAUCGCGACGAAUGGCUUGAAAAAGGCAGAAGGUUCAGGCAACGCUUCCACAAGGGACCCGACUGGGAACCUCAGGAGGAUGAUCACCCUCAUGACGAGCCGCACGGUGGAUGUAUAGUCCAGGCAGUCCGCUCUUGCUCUGAUUGGAGCCAUGGAGUAUUGAAAGAAUCGAGCAUCCAAACCGCUUAUAUAGAGCUUAUUCGCGAGGCAGAACACUAUAUCUACAUCGAGAAUCAAUUCUUUAUCUCCAACACUGGUGAUUAUGGUCCGGUUCAGAAUCGUAUUGCACAGGCCUUGGUCGAAAGAAUCCUUCGAGCUGCAAGAGAAGGAAAACGGUUCAAAGUCGUUGUCUUACUGCCAGAAGUUCCCGGGUUUGCUGGAGAUAUAAGCCAAGGAAGUGAUCUCAAAACGAUUCUAGCUGCAACUUGGAGGACCAUCAAUAGAGGAGGGCAUUCUAUCUACGAAGAAAUUCGAGCGGCUGGAUACGAACCGUCAGUUGUGGAGAUGGAAGAAAACAGCGGAGUGACAUUCCACCAGGCACAGGUGGCCUUAGCUAAGCAAUGGAUUGGGGUCCCUGAAGUGUGGACUCAGCCGAACGUCUCGAUCAAACAACCCGACCCAACUAAAGAAGGUCUAAUCAUUGAGGAGACGAAAACAAAGGUCGAGGCCCUUAAAUACCCUGAGACGGUUGAGGAAGCUGUGGAAAUUAUCGAGAAGUUCGAAGCCGGUGCUAUUGGAAUUCGCGAUGAUCAUCGUGUAUCAGAUUCUAUUGCGCAUCACGCUCUUAUGGAUGACACAAAUCUUUUGCAAGAGAAAUGGCUUGGUACGGAUGAAGAGGAAUAUGAGAGUUAUGUUUCUGAAAUACUGUACAUUCACUCCAAACUCAUGAUUGUCGACGACCGCCGCGUCAUCUGCGGAAGUGCCAAUAUCAACGAUAGGUAUGAACCGAAUACAAUCAUAUCCGGCCAUUCUAAUACUAUGAGUAGAUCCCAGAAAGGUAAUGGAGAUAGCGAGAUUGCGCUCGUCGUUGAAGAUACAGACAUGAUAGACGUACAAGGUCGCACGGUUUGCGACGUCCCUGCGUCGGAAGCUCUACAGAGGUACAAACUAUCUGCCAAUAAAUUGCCCCAAACUGACAUCUCCGUAGAACAUCUCGGACUGAUCAGUCCAGAACCCGUUGGUGUCGAGAACGAUUUCAUGAAACCCGCCCCUACUCCAAAUCCGGAUGAGUUCGGCUUGCCUGAAGAUACCUUGGUCGCGGAUCCGAUGUCCAUAGAAAUGGAGGACUUGUGGAAUGGAACUGCAGCUCGCAACAGGGCUAUAUUCGCCGAACUGUUCAAGACGGUGCCAUCCGAUACAGUCAGAAACUUUGAACAAUACAAGAACUAUGUACCUAAGACUCGAGCCGGUCAUCUUCCCCCCGGUCAAUCCCUGGACAGAGUCAAGCAGCGUUUGGCACAAGUCCGCGGACAUUUGGUAGAAGCUCCUCUAGACUUCUUGAUUGACGAGAAGGGAAUAUGGGAAAAUGCCGACUGGAUGGUGCCAAAUCUAUCGUUCGUCAAACCCCACAAUCACACGAACCAGGCAAGGAUGCAAGAUGUUACCUCUGCGGACUGCGACUCGGCAGGCCGCGCGUGGUCGGAUGUUUCUUUCGGCGGUUUCUUUGCCAUAAAAGAGCCUUCUACAGCAGCUUCCGUAGUUGGGGUGGGAUUCUCCUCCUACUUCCUGUUUGGAAAUCUAUUCGCUAAAUAUGGGGGCACCUUACCCUUGUCGGAGCAAUCCGCUAUGCUUCUGACUCCUGAACAAAAGCUCAAGUCUUGGCGAUUGAACUUUGAAGUUGGAAAGGCUCAUCUCGGAGGAAGCACUGCGUUGGCCGCCACUUCCUAUCUCUUAGCUGCAUAUUAUGCACGCCCCGGCUCUGUCUCAAGAACCCCUUUAAUAACAGCUAUGUUGGCAUCUAUCGGGGUUGCAGCUUUUACUCUCCUUGUUAUGACGCCAACCAACAAGAAAUUGCUGCAGCUGAACCAGGAUGUGGACGCUGGCACACUUAAGGCUUCCAAUGCGGAUGUUAAAGAUCUCAUUUCUCGAUGGAAGGGUCUCCACAACCUGAGAAUGAUCAUAGGUACCCACGGCGGGUCUGCACGACCAUUCAACGUCGUGCAGCUCGCUCUGCCCCGAAACUGGGAAGAUUUGCAAGUUCACAUGCACAUGAUGAUCACCACGAACAACCUCACCCCUUCACCUAUCCCAAAGAAAGUGUGUAGAGCUCUCGAAAAUGGACCCAUACCGAUCAUGAUCGCUAAUAUUGCUCAUAAAGCUCUCACAAGCCGUCCAUUCAUUUUAACAGGGGCCGCAUUCGUGACACUGCUGGGUUUGAACGAGGCAGGUUUCUUCAAGGCAGACGAGAGUCAUCCAAUUAAGCGUUACAUGGCCUCAAAAAUACCAUCCAAUGAGUCAUUAUUGCAAGAAAACCUUGCUAGAAUCGAAGAGGUGAAGGAGAGUGCUGCCGACUAUAGACUGAGAACAAGCGCACGGAAGCGUGUUUUCAAACAAGUCAAGAACCCUGGAUCUAUGGCACUAGCGGGGGAUGAUGGUUUAACAGUCGCUCCACGACAGGAUGUAAAUACUAUCAACCCGAGAAGGACAUUCAACGAGGUCUAG